Molecule: messenger RNA, 7435 nt
Organism: Amyelois transitella
Lineage: Eukaryota; Metazoa; Arthropoda; Insecta; Lepidoptera; Pyralidae
Gene: Rbp
Product: RIMS-binding protein 2
Exons: 20
Coding region: 78-4592 (1504 amino acids)
Biological process (GO): neuromuscular synaptic transmission
Molecular function (GO): protein binding
Source: RefSeq, a predicted model, not a curated record
AACAAAAUAAAGUGGACAUAAGCUCCGAUCCCGUUAAAUUUGAAAUUUGUAGUAAAGUAAACAAAUUUAAUAGUGAAAUGACAAUAGAUUCUAGUGAAGAUGGAGAAAAUAAAUCAAGAGAUUUUAAAGAUGACUGUUCUAUAGACGAGAAAAUGAGCGGUUACGGCGUGAGCGCUGGCGGGGGGAUGUCAAGCGACACCGACGCGCUCUCGCGGCGGCUCAGGGAAGCGGAGCGAGCGAGAGCGGACGCUGAACGCGCUCAUGCCGAUGCGCUCGCGCAACUCCGCGGCGCUCAGCGCUCGCCGCUCGAUGCGCACAACGUCGAACAGCUGCAGUCAAGGGCGAGAGAAUUGGAAAAGAAGGCGGCAUUGGAGACGGUCCGCUGCGAAGAGUUACAGCUGGAGUUAUCGGCAGCAUUGCGCGCGCGUGGCGCCACCUCUGCUGGGAGCUGGACAACGGCGCCCGCGCAGCCUGCCUCCGAGAUCGAGCGUAUAAUGGCAAAGAUAGAACAAGACAACCGCAUCUUAGCUGAAUUAGAACAUACCAGAUCCACUACCCAUGGUAUGCAAUCAAGUGGAUCUAACCAGGCGUUAGGCGAGUUCCACUCACCGACUCCAUCGCCGCUGCCGCACUCUUACACGAGCACGGCUGGCCACGUCGCUAUCUGUCAGAGCAGCACCAUGCCUACUCUCUCGGCAUUGCAUGCUGCUGGCCAGUUCUCCGCUCCUAACUCCAACUCCGUUGCAUACUCCAUAAGCGCACACAACCCUACGUCUUACUCCAAUCCUAUACCCUCUUAUUCUACAAAUUCUUAUCUGACCAACACCCACCAAGUCACAUUUACAAAUCCAGUUACAGCUCCUAUUGUUAAUAAUAUCGGUCAAAUUUCUAGCACCUUAGCCGGAUUACAAAGUAAUCUCCAAAAUUUAACUGGAAAUAUGGCAGCGAUGAGUUUAGGUAGCGCCUUGGUAGGCCCGACAUUGACUGGAACUAUGGCGGGAAGUGGCCUCACCAGCUGUCUGAAUAAUGUACAAACGAGUUUGUCUGGAGGACUGACGAGUACUCUAGGUGGUAUACAAUCCACGUUGACCGGAGCAUUGUCGAAUCCUCUUGGGAAUCUCACAGGCGGAACGCAACUUAGUGCCCUAAACACGAGCUUGACUGGAACUAAUGUGUAUGGCACAACUGGUACUUAUACGAACCCGCUCCUAUCCAGUGGAUUAGGUACCAACACAAUGAACAUUAAACUGAAGCCUUUAGAUGAAAUUGACCUUGGAUUGGGAAGAUAUGGGACUACCACUUCGGGAGUAGGACGAGUGGCAACGCCUGUAACGCCACAUCAACCAAGUUGGAGUUUAGGAUUAGAUAGCCAAUUUGGACCUGAUAGAUUAGGAGGCAUGGACGGAUUCAGCCAUGACCGAAACCAACGAGCUUUGUCGAGAAUCAUGCCCAAUUCUGGACUAGAUAUGGACGUUCGAAAUACACAUUAUAUGAAUGGUGGUGCUCCAACUGAGGGUCAGGUGGACAUGUUAGAUAUCCCAGGCAAAGGCCGCUGUUGUGUCUACAUAGCUCGAUUUUCCUAUGAUCCACCUGAAAUUGAAAGUGCUGAGGGAGAGUUAUCAAUUUGUUCAGGGGAUUACUUGUUAGUUUGGGGUCCACCAGACCCUAAUGCUUCGAUGCUUGAUGCCGAACUGUUAGAUGGUCGGAGAGGUUUGGUACCGGCCAAUUUUGUACAACGACUAGUUGGUGAUGACCUAUUAGAGUUUCAUCAGGCGGUGGUAGCGACCCUUCGAGAUGUGGACGAGUCUGCGACGACGGCGGUCAGCGACCUCUCGCUGAGUCGCGACGUGGCACGUCUCAGUGAAGUGGCCGAUAUCAGUGAAGGACCCGAAGAUGACGACAAUGUGCCUGCGCCGCGGCAGCUCACGCUGGAGAGGCAGCUGAACAAGUCCGUGCUGAUUGGCUGGACGGCGCCCGAGGGAGUCCAGCAGGCUAACAUCGAGAGCUACCACGUGUACGUCGACGGCGUUCUCAAAACUACGGUGAAGGCGUCAGAGCGCACGCGCGCUCUCGUCGAAGGAGUAGACUCUAACAGGCCUCAUCGGAUCAGUGUUCGCUCCGUAACUGUAACAAGGCGUACCUCCCGUGAUGCAGCAUGCACUAUGGUUAUUGGACGAGAUACUGCAAACAUGGGGCCGACAUGUGUGAAAGCGAGUGGAGUCACAUGUUCUCAAGCUAUAAUAUCUUGGUUGCCAGCUAACUCCAACCACCAACACGUCGUCUGUGUUAACAAUGUUGAAGUGCGAACGGUCAAACCGGGAGUAUAUCGGCAUACUAUAACAGGUUUAUCGCCAAGCACUCAAUAUCGAGUAACGGUAAGAGCGAAGCAUUUGAGAGCUGGACCUCCUUCUGGCAUACCUAUCGAGGAAGCUCCUGGGGCAUACACAGACUUCAGGACUCUGCCCAAAGGUCUACCAGAUCCACCAAAUGAAAUCAUGGUGGAAGCGGGGCCCCAGGACGGGACGUUGCUGGUGACGUGGCAGCCGGUCGCUCGCCCGCCGGCUUCGGGCCCGGUCACCGGAUACGCGGUAUAUGCCGACGGAAAGAAGGUCACGGACGUGGAUUCGCCUACCGGUGACCACGCUCUCAUCGACAUUGGCAAAUUGAUCGGCCUCAACCCUAAAUGCGUCACAGUUCGUACAAAAUCUCGAGAUAGUCAAUCUAGUGAUAGUGCACCAACGCCUAUCCCACCAGCAGUACUGCGCGGAGUGGUAUCGAGGAUGCCUCGUGGUCAGCACACUAUGCCGAAUCAACCCGGCCCUGGAUACAGUAGAGUUGCUCAGCGACCCCAACCAUACCAGCACCAACAACAAGUCAUUGAACAUGACGAGAACUUAUCUGAUAAAGAGAUUUUCCCCACCAGUAACCGUCAUGAUCAACACGCCGCUCAGCAAUCGGGAAUACCAGCCAUCGAAAUCACUAAAGAGAGCGGCGCGGAGCUGGGUAGCGAGGAUGAGGAGGCGUCGCGUCGUCGCCCGCAGCAGCAACCGUCCCAACCAGUGCAAGCGUCGCAGCAGCAAUCGGGUCAGCCGUACCCGAGUACACAAGCCUACCAUGGCACGCAGCAACCCCCCUAUCAGCAAGCCGGCCAGUUCCCAAGUAACCAGCAGCCUCCGUACCCUGGCCAGCCGCAGCCGUACCAAAACCCGCCUCCGAGGAACCACCAUGAGAGAGGCCGCCCUCCCAACCCGCACCAGCAACAACAACAAGCGCAGCAGGCCGUGAUGCAGUACGGUCCUCGUGGAAGUCAGCCCGCCGGGCCCCGGGGGCCUCAGCCAGUCCAGCUCCGCCAUCAUCAGAUGCAGGGCCACCCUCAAUCUAAGAGGGGUCGCUUCUUCAUCGCGUUGUUCGACUACGACCCAGCCACCAUGAGCCCGAACCCUGAGAGUUGUGAUGAAGAGUUGCCCUUCAGUGAAGGAGACACCAUUAAGGUGUGGGGCGACAAAGAUGCAGACGGCUUCUACUGGGGCGAGUGCCGUGGCAGGCGAGGGUACGUCCCCCACAACAUGGUGGCGGAGCUGUCAGAGCAGGAGGCGGCGCAGGCGGGCCCGAAGCCCAGGGACCGCUGGACAGACGCGUACGCCACUCAACCCGUCAGGCGCAUGGUCGCACUGUACGAUUAUGACCCGCAAGAGCUGAGCCCCAACGUUGAUGCUGAUGCGGAGCUCAGUUUUCAAACGGGUCAAAUAAUCCACGUGUACGGUGAGAUGGACGACGAUGGGUUCUACAUGGCAGAGAUCGACGGCGUCAGGGGACUGGUGCCCAGCAACUUUCUCACUGACGCCAACGAUCAGUACGCUGUGCCCGGCCAAACUAGCCAAGGCGGCGCGGGUGGGGUGCGGGGCGGGGGAGCCGCGGGCGGUGUUGGUCCCGGAGCAGUGGGAGGGGCAGGCGCGGGGCGCGGGCGGGGCGCUGCCAGCGCGCCCGGGCCCGGGGCGCGAGGUCCGCCGCCUCCGCCGCGUGACAACGUCGCGCCCGCGCCCCGUAAUCACCACCGGAAGGCAGAUGCCUGCCCUCUUCCCCCUUCUCAGUUAGACCACAACACAUGCGCCAGUAAUCCAGAACAGGCGAAUUCUCAGGCGAGAGCGAGAGGCGUGGGGAGCGUGCAAGCAACGACCACGAUCGCGCGCACGAGCGCUGGUAACGCGGGCACACCCACCGUACAGUCGCCGGGCACAGGGGGUAUGGUCAGCAUGGGCGGAAUGACCAACAUCAACAACAUGGGCGGCAUGGGCAACUUAGGAGGAACAGGCACAGCGGGAACUCCAAUGGGCAGCGCCGGAAGCGGAGGCGCUGUCUCUGGAACCGCCGGCCAGGUGUCGGGCGCCACUUCAAGCGUGUCUCCCGCGCGCCGCGCUGGACCUGCCGUCGUACCCGCGCCCACUGCGCAACCCCUGCCCGUCGCUCAGGCGCCGCCGACUUCCCAACCCAAUCUCAUGCAAAAGUUCACCGAAAUGACUGCGCCCGGCGGCGAUAUCCUCAGCAAAGGCAAGGAGCUCAUCUUCAUGAAGUUCGGCCUCGGUGGCAAAUAAUGUCGGAGAGGGCUCAUAGCCCCCUGCACCGUGGCCGUCGCCCUGACAAUGUUCCGCUCAUGAGAUUUCCUCACCUUGUUCGUCUUUCUGAGGGGUCGAUUUCGAUGAGACGCUCGCCUUGGAAGACGCUAGAAUUUGACGUCCAGUUUGGAGGGAUUUACAGAGGAGGAUUGCGGUCGUGGUGCGGAUUGCCUGGGAGUCCCGCCGCAGGUGGAUUUGGACGUGGUCUCCCGUCUGGGUGUGUACGGAAUUUUUCUACUUUAACGGUUCACGGCCGGCUAUGGAAUGAGAGUACUUACUAUAUAGGAAAUUUUGUAAAUAACAAUUCAAAACGCACAGUCUAGUGAAUAUUCAAGUAUUAGUGCUGUCUCGAUAGUACCCACGGUUGAAGUUUAAGCUCCUGAAAUUAGUUGUGUACCUAUCUGUUUUCUAAUUCUUGGACUAUAUCCCCUCUUUUAGAUUUUAGGAUAAAAUAUGAGUGAAUUGUUAAUACAUAUUUGCAUUAUUUCGUAUGUGUAGAUAUGAAAUAAUAUAACAGUUAUUGUCUAGUUACCUAACACAAUUACGUGAAUAGUGUGAUUUUCUACAUUACUUUUUCGAUCGCUAGCUGUGAAUGACAUUUACACAAUAAUCAAUGAAAUAUUUCUUUUAACUACAGUCCGAAUAUUUAGAUGGAGUUUCGAAAAUUACUUACUCAUGUUCUCCAUAACGAUUAUUGUUUUCUCUCUAAGGCACUAUGUCCCAUUGUUACCGUCCUAUUGACCAAUAAUAUUAUUAUUUAAAUCUCAGUUUUAUUCCGGUUGACUGAUAAUUUGAAAAGUAAAAUCAAAUGUGUUCAAAUAAAAUUUAAACUUGAUAAUAAUUGUAACCAUGUCAUCUACGUAUGUAACCGCAACUAACAACCCUAUUAAAUAAUAUUUCAAAAUAAGUGUAAGUAAUUCUUCAAAUUUCGUAUUUAUAUUAUUAAAUAUCAAAACGAGUUAUCUCUGGUAUCUUCAAGUAAUUAAUUUAAAGAAUAUAUGAUAAUACACGAACAUAGAUGGCUAUUGAGGUUUGUUGAUAACCGGAAGUAAGAUCCACUGCUGAAAUUUUAAAUAUUUAUUGAUACUUUUAAGAGAUUAAGUAAGCGCAUUAAAUAAUAUGCCUGUUCCCUUAUAUAUUCUCGAAAUAAUAAUAUUCUGUGAUAGUAGACGUGAUACCAUCUUUAUCAUUCUUGUAAAAUUAUAACUACAGCGUCAUUUAUCACUUAGAAAUACUUUGACAACUCAAUUGAUAAAUAAAUUGAUGGUUCGUUAAAAUUUCUCAUAUCUUUUAUGACGCUUAAUUAAAAAUGAAAUUCUUUCUCAAAAAUAUUCUAAAGUCCAAAUAUUACGAUUGUUAUACAUUUAUUAAACAGCAUAUAUGGGGUAUUCUAAAGUAAAAAAUAUGCCCGAGGGUUGUAUUAACAACUGGCUUGCGAUAUUAUAUAACCCAAGUAGGAUAAAUAAUAUUGCAAGUCUAAUAACUUGGCAUGCAGAUUUUCUUAAGACCACCUUUGCUAUCUUUUGAUGCUUCUUUUGUCCGGUUACCUUAAAAAUUUGUUUGUUUCCUUUAAAACUAGGCAAGAUUUCUUAGCCAAUAUGAGCUGUCUCGUUUCGUUUUAAUAAUAGGUUUGAGAAUGGUAUUAUAAGGUAAGUACCUACACAGUAUGCUUUGCUGCUAGUGUAGGUAUGGAACGGACAAGACUGCUUGCAUGAAGUUUUGUUAAUUUAGAAGUAAUAUUUAUACUAACUGCAUAUUUAGGCAAACCAAAAAACUCGUAUUAUGUAAGAAUGAAAAUACUGCAAGAAAGAAGGGUUAACUUGAGAUAAUGUAGCUUUAUAUCUGUGAAGCAGGAUUCAAUUGUAAGUGCUUGUAAAAGGAAACAGUUUUGCUAGCUACAUAAUAUUAAGCUAUAUUUUCUCAUACAGGAACCUCGUAUGUUAUUGAAGAUUCAUGGCCGUAUCCCGUCUCUAAUCUUAUAAUUCCAUAGGCUCACCCACCAAACUUACCAAUACUAACCAAAUAUAUUUCACAAGUUCAAUACAUAUGUAUUUAAUAAAUCUUACGUAUCAUGUUUUAAUCUUCGUGAAAUGAAAAAAUCUAUUAUUGUAUCGAUUGAAUAUGAACCUUUAUUAUUAACAAGGGAAAUCUUAAGAGCGACGUUGAGUCUAAAUAAUUUAUAAAAUGUUCUAAUGUUGUUAUUGUAUGUAUAUAUCGGCGAUAAGGUCGCUUGGAUAGGCUAUCGGAGAUUGCUCACUUCGUACAAGGGAUUCUUUAUAAGUCCUCUAAAGCUUCAUUAUCUAACCAACGUUCUCGUGUAUUAAAUCUUUUCACAUAAAUCCAGAUUUAGCUUGCGAUUCCUAGUUGUAACCAUUGUAUAACAUAUAUAACCCCACUGUUUAGUCCCAUAUAUAUAACGUAUAUUUAAUUGGUUGUAAAUAAUCAUGCGUGCGCCUGGGAUAAAGUAUUGUUAGCUAAGCACUGUGCUACAUAUCUACCUAUAUAACAUGUAUUUAAAGUUUUUCUAUCAUUAAUGAAUAUUCUAGCGUUAUUUCUAACACCGUUCGAAGUUGUUCACUUGUUUAUAAAUUGUUAUGAAUCUGUAUUCAUAUCUUUUAUCACGACAUGUAUAUCUACGUGUAUGGUUAUUUAUACGAGAUAAUAUAUAAUAUGUAUAUUAAUCGUACAUUCAUGUGUGCAUAAUUUAAAAUAAAGAGUUGUAUAAUACUUAUAAUUAAUGAUGAAUUAUGGCAAACACUAUAAUGGAUAAAUCUCUAACAAUGUACCAAUGAAAUAUGCUGAGACAAAAUAAAUAAUACAAA